AUGAGUAACGAAGAUGAUACUGAGAUACAAAUGAUAAUGGAUAAAAAAUCUCGCUUUAGUCGUUAUCGUACUCGAAUUCAAGAAAGAAAACAGCUUGAUAUAAUGGAGAUGAUGACAACUGAUGAUUUGAACGAAACACCGUACGUUUACUCAUAUUUUUUGUCUACUGUUUAUACUAUAACAUUUACUCUUAAUAGAGAAGAUGAAGCAUGUGUCUUUGAUCAACGGAUGGUUCUCGAUGAUAGCACAACAUCAACAUUGGAACAUGAUGAAUAUAAUCCAGCAUCAGAUUCAAUUUUAAAGGAAGCAACUAAACAACAUGCAUCGGAAAGAGAUAAUGAUAAUGACAAUAAUUAUGAAGAUGAAGUUGAUGAUUUGUAUCGAUUCUAUAAUGAUCGUAAUAAUAUACGAGAUGGUAAUGAUGGAGAUAAAGCUGAUGAUGAUGAACAUGAUGAAGAUGAAUAUGAAGAUGAAGAUGAAGAUGAAAGUGAAGGUGAAGAUGAUGGUAUUGAGGAAAGUCCGGAUUUUCAACACAACUUCUAUGACAAUUAUUUCGAAAAUGAAAGAUUACCUGAUGUUACUGAAUUGUCUGUAAUGUUAUUUUUUACUUGGAAAAGACAUAACAUAAGUGCAAAUGCUUCCAAAUGUAAUAUGACUAGAUGUCAGUCAUCGAAUUUUCCUGUACGAACUCCAACAUCAGUUGUCGUUUUUCCUUUAGCACCACAAAUGUGUUCAAUUCAUGAACGAGAAACUCUUAUCAUGCCAACUUAUGAAUUAAAUCAAUGUGACGAUUUAUCAAACUCUCAACGUGCUCAGGAAGUAGCAAGAAAAGAAAAGCAAAAUAAUCCAGCAAGAAAUAAUGUAACUCUCACGUUGAACACUGACGGAAUCCUUCUAAAACGAAUAUCUCGAUCGUUAUGGAUUACAUGUGCUUGUAUAAAUGAGUUGCCUCGAAAAAAACGUUACGAUAUCAACAAUAUCCUUAUAUGUUCUAUAUCUACUGGAGAUGAAAAACCGAAGAAAGGUGAAUAUUCAACAAUAUUACAAGAUAUUGUGAAUGAAUUAAAAUUUCUUGAACAAGUUGGUUUUGAUGUUUUACUUCCAUCAACUGUCAAAACUCAUAAUAGAACUUACACACAUUUCCAUGCUUUUACUAUUGCAGCAGUGUGUGAUAAACCCGCACAAGCAAUCAUGAUGAAUANAAGGUUAUAA
Molecule: messenger RNA, 1212 nt
Organism: Rotaria sp. Silwood2
Lineage: Eukaryota; Metazoa; Rotifera; Eurotatoria; Philodinida; Philodinidae
Source: the annotation of a GenBank genome assembly